CUGGGAUCUCAGUCAGGCGUGAAAUCGCUUGCUGAGGGACAGGGUCAGGAUGAUGGCUGCCGCCCGUGUUGGUGGAGACGAGCAGCAUCUGUCGUGUGAGAUCUGCACCAACGCCUACUCGAGCACCGGACGCCGGACGCCCCAAGUGCUCAGAUGUGGUGAGGAGGGCAGUCAGUCACGGAAGGGGGAGGGCGAAGCAGCGCAACUUGUGAGUGCUGUCUGUCUGCCUGUCUGCCUGUCUGUCUGUCUGUCUGUCAGGCCACUCGUACUGCGCAGACGUGAGGGGUGGAGAAGGAACACUCGAAUCGGGCAGAUCUGAUGUGUGUAUGGUGUGUGUGCAGUGUAUUGGUGACCUCCGCCGUCAUGCCGCCAACAACGUCAUCACAUGCGCAAACCGAUGCGGGCAAGACACUCAAGAUGACUCAUGAGAGGACGACCUGUAACAGUGUGCCGUGUGUGUGAUCGAUAAGGGUGGCGACGCCAGCCGACCAAGAGGUACAGAAAUGCUACCAGCUGACAAAAGCAGUGGAGGCAAAGGAGCAGCAAGGUGGACAGACAAACACACGAGUGAAUGCGAAGCACCCUGCCCACCGAUCCGUUUAUGCGUGCAGAGCGUCAGCAGUUGGGUCUUCUGCACAAGUGCGCCACCGCCGCCCACUCACUGAGCCCGCCGGAGGUGGCGGUGGUGGUGCUGAUGUGCGGCCUCUCACACGCAAUGGACACUCUGCCCAACAUGCGCAGCCGUCUGCACGGCUACCUGAGGGUCAGUCAGAUCCACACUCACAGACGCCACCAAUGCGGUCCUUUCUGUGUGCUUAUGGUCUGCAGUCGUCCAUUGAGGGCAGUAUGGUUAGCAGGCUGCACGAGAUGUGCAUCGCCAAGUGGAUCAAUGCGGGCAGCAAGUCACUCCGGCUGAUAUACCAGUCAGUAUGUCGCACAUCGAUAGCGUAGCCAAGAAGCCAUCGCAUAUCUGUGUGUGUGUGUGUGUGUGUGUGCCAUUCCCAGAUCGUCGCGUGACGGGCCGUCGUAUGGCGAUCUGCUGCGGUGUGUGGGCGACACGAAGGGCCUGGUGUUCGUCAUCCACAAGCCCCCAUACACGUUCGGCGCCUUCAUCAGUGCCGGCCUGCAGCUGCCCGACGACCCGACAGACGAGAACAUCUACGGCUGCGAUGGGUGGGAGUUCUCGCUGGCCGGCCACUUCUCCACACCCAAGAUCACCACGAUGGAAGGCAGCCGGACAAUGUUCGUGGCGGGGCGGGAGGGGACAGGGAAUGGGGCGAAGCUGGAGAUCGUUGGGUUCGGUGUGUGGCUGGGGUUGGGCUGUGAGGGUGGCGCUGCUGAUGAUAUGCGCAGCUGCCAUCACUUCAUCCUCAGCGAUUAUCUGCCUGAGGGCUAUGUGGGGGUGAGGGAUGAGCAUGGCCUUGCUGUGUUUGGGGGCAGUCAGUUCUUCAUGGCUGAUGAAGUGGAAGUGCUUACUGUGGUGUGAGAGUGAGGCAGAGGUCAGAUUGAUUGAGGGCUGCAUGGGCAUGGCACGCUUUGAUGGCAAAUGAGUGUAUGUGUGCUGCCUUUAUCCAUCUACGUCACGUUUUUUGGCCAAUGGAACGUGUUCAGUGAGGGGUCAGUGAAUGGGGUUGCGAAGCUGAGUCUCGCAUCGCUCCGUGGCUGUGGUUGGGCUGUGGCGCUGCUGCUGACAUGCGCAGCUGCCAACAGUUCAUCCCCAGCUGGGGGGUGCCUGAGGGCUAUGUGGGGAUGAGCAAUGAGCAUGGCCUUGCUGUGUUUGGGGGCAGUGCGACAUUCAUGGCUGAGGAAAUAGAGGUGCUCACUGUGGUGUGAGAGUGACGCCUGAGAGAUCAGAUUGAAUGAGACAUGCAUACAAUUUCUCAACGUGGCACGCUUUGGUGUAUAUGUGUGUAUACUGCCUUUAUCUAGCUGUGCGAGGCUUUGUGUUUUUGGCCGUGUGCGUCAGACCAGAGCUGGGUGUUGUCUGUGGUGUCAUGGGCCUCUGCUUGCAGUCUUGUUUUGCCUGCGGCCGUGUAGUGAUGUGUCUGAUGUGGUGACGCAGCCAGGCAGCGAGCUGGCCAGCUGGUUGACGAUGGAACACUCAUGAAUGGCCCGACCAUUUUUGACAGUCAUGGCUGGUCAGUGCUUCGUUGUAAAUGCACCAUCAUGAGACAUGGGUGUAUGACGAUUGACUGAACGACCCACUCUUUCUGCAUGUCCUUUCUCCCGUGAUGAGUCCAUUCAUCCCAUCAAUCAAUCGGGUGACUACGUCUCUCUCUGUCUCUCUCUCU
Molecule: messenger RNA, 2291 nt
Organism: Vitrella brassicaformis
Lineage: Eukaryota; Vitrellaceae
Source: the annotation of a GenBank genome assembly